GUAAACACAAGCGGGGCGACGCGAUGAUUAGAGUGGAGCCGCCGAGUUAACUUGGAGAGUUAAAUUACAGGAAGAUAAAAAGACCAAAAGAGACACCUCCAUUUGCAGUAACUGUUGUACAAAAUGGAGAAAGUAUGCCAAGUUGUGCAGGACUCUCCAGAAAUGGAAUAUGAAUGUAAAGAGCAAGUCUUAGUAGAGAGGUAUGAUGAGAAGGAAGACAAUCCGUUACUGCACAGGAGGCUCCCUUCCAUGACUACCAUGGAGAAAAGAAGUGUGGAUAUAAAUGAAGGGGACUGUGAGUGGGAGUCUGUGCACCUUCAACAGGACAGUGGUGGCAUUAAAGAGAAGGACAGUGGAAGAGAGGCAGUAAGGUGUAAACAGGAAUCUGAUCCAGAGUCUGCCCACACUGACAUGCGGAAAAACAAAAGUAUAAGUAGCUUCACGGAAAAAGACUUUAAAAUAGAGCCCAUCUCGCAGACUUUAUGUUCCAGUGAAGUGGUACCUGGAUUAGAAUUCACAGCAAGUGCACACGGCUCCCUGCAGCACCAUUCUGUAUCUCUGAGAUCCAAACCUGUGGAGUGUGACAUGAAGUCUGAAAAAUCAUCAGGCUCAGGUUCUUCUGAGCGAGAUCUACAAGACAAUGGUAGUUUCUUCUCAUCUCACACCUGUCUUCAGUCCAGACCACAAUGUACAACACAUGAUGAGAGUAUGAAGACUUCAGCUUCUAUAUCCAACAGUUUGAAAGCAGCCUUUUUGCAGAAUAGUUCUCUGCCUGUUGUGGUACUUACAAGAAUAGAUGUGUCCAACAGUAAGCUACAUGGCUACAAUAGAAAUUCAGCAGCGCUGUCUGUUUACCAAGAGCGGAGAAAAGGUUUCAAUCGCAAACCUAAGCACAAAGAUAAGUUGAAUUCUUCAAAACAAAAGCAGUAUGAUUGUUCUGAAUGUGGAAAACAAUUUUCUAGGAAAUGGCAUCUUCAGACCCAUACAAGAAUUCACACUGGGGAAAAGCCAUACCAGUGUUCUGUGUGUGGCAAACGAUUCACUCGCAAUAACAGCCUUCAGAUCCACACAAAACUUCACACCGGAGACAAACCAUAUACCUGCUCUGAAUGUGGUAAAGGAUUUCCUGACAGAAAGCAGUUUCAGAGACACAUUAGAGUUCACACUGGAGAGAAGCCAUAUUGCUGCUCAGAAUGUGGAAAAGGAUUCCCAUGUAGUAGCAGUCUUCAUGCACACAGAAGAUGUCACACUGGAGAGAAGCCACACAGUUGUACUGAAUGUGGAAAACAGUUCUCUCGCAGUAGCAGUCUAAAAAUUCAUGCAAGAAUUCAUACUGGAGAGAAACCAUAUUGCUGUUCUGAAUGUGGUAAACGAUUUUCGGACAGUAGGCCAUUUCAAAGACACUCAAGAAUUCACACGGGAGAGAAGCCGUAUAGCUGUUCAGAAUGUGGCAAACGGUUCUCACACAGUAACAGUCUUCAGAUCCAUGGAAGAAUUCACACUGGAGAGAAGCCAUAUUGCUGUUCAGAAUGUGGCAAGCAAUUCUCCCAAUUAAGCAAUUUUCAAGAUCACUCAAGAAUUCACACAGGAGAGAAGCCGUAUCAUUGUUCUGAAUGUGGCAAAGGAUUUGCCACCUGUGGGCAUCUUCAGAGUCACAAAAGAAUUCACACGCGGGAGAAGCCGUAUUGUUGUAAGGAAUGUGGCAAACGGUUCUCUCAUGGGAGCACUUUCAAAAAACAUACAAAAAUCCACACUGGACAGAAGUCAUUUUUUUGUGUUGCAUGUGGUAAAGGAUUCUUUACCACGACUGAACUUCAAACCCACACCAGGAUACACACAGGCGAGAAGCCAUACUGCUGUUCUAAAUGUGGCAAACGAUUCACAACCAGCAGCAUUCUUCGUUGCCAUAUAAGAAGUCACACUGGAGAAAAGCCUCAUUCCUGUCCUGAAUGCGGCAAAGGAUUCUCCGACAAAAGAAGUCUUCAGAACCAUGCAAAAGUUCAUACUGGAGAACAAGAAGAAACUUAAAGAUAUGAUACUAAUAACUGGAAAUCCUGUAAUAAAUUUUGUGAGGAACAUAGUCUUCAGUAAAAUCCACACCUGACAAAAGGCAAAAAUGUCUGCCCUUGAAACAGUUUAGCUUCUUAGAAGCACAAGGACAGGGGCAACAAUACACCCACGUUUAUGUGUAAUAUUACCAAUACUUUUAACAUGUCACUGUUACAACAAAACUAACCUUUGUCGCUCAUUUAAUUGUAUGCCUUUUUGCCAUUGAUGUUGUUCAUAAAAUGGACAGCUUUGCUAUACAACUGACUACUGUGAAACCUACUGUAAACAGACAUAACAAUAAUACAAACACAGUGCUUGAAAGUAUUAAACAGGUCAAGCCACCAACUAUUCAAAUGUGAAAGUUACAUUGACAUUGAAAUACAAAUGCAUGCUGAUAAAAUAUCCCAUCUGUAUUACAAGGCCUGACAAGUCUUCUGUCAUCGUAGUGCCAGUGCUGCUAGAGAUAUUGACAGGAUAGUGAAAAACCAAAAAAUAAAAUAUAUAUGUGCCUUCCUGGAUUCAUUUGAUGAAGUGUC
Messenger RNA from Polypterus senegalus (gray bichir), 2585 nucleotides. Its product is annotated as zinc finger protein 660-like. Bases 124 to 2028 code for a protein of 634 amino acids. Gene Ontology annotation, molecular function: RNA polymerase II cis-regulatory region sequence-specific DNA binding; DNA-binding transcription factor activity. The record is from RefSeq and is a predicted model, not a curated record. Gene Ontology annotation, biological process: regulation of transcription by RNA polymerase II. Lineage: Eukaryota; Metazoa; Chordata; Cladistia; Polypteriformes; Polypteridae. The transcript is spliced from 3 exons.